Messenger RNA from Alternaria atra, 2676 nucleotides. RefSeq lists its product as uncharacterized. The record is from RefSeq and is a predicted model, not a curated record. Gene Ontology annotation, cellular component: mitochondrial inner membrane. The coding region runs from base 1 to 2676 and encodes 891 amino acids. The transcript is spliced from 3 exons. NCBI's taxonomy places the organism in Eukaryota, Fungi, Ascomycota, Dothideomycetes, Pleosporales, Pleosporaceae.
AUGCUUGCGCCCCGUACUUCCAGUGCAUUUGUAUGCCUCCGAUGUGAAGCGCAAAUCGUCCGACGGCGGCUCCCUGCCUCUCCUCGUCCACCUUGUCACGCCAAAUUUUCCGCAUCUACUCGCCGCCGCGAUGAUGCUGAGGAGCCGGCAGUGCCGUCACAGGCGCAACAACCGAAGCUAAAGAUCACAAGAGAAGUGACGCCACUGAAUCGACUAAAGAAGAGAAAGGGAAAAGUCAUACGAGAAACUUCGGCAAAUUUGGGCGUGAAGCGAUUGGGCGACGAUGCCGACAUCCUGGUUCUGAGAGAAAUCGCAAAACCAACACAAGAGGAAACCACCCAAGAGCCUGAAACGAUCGAACCUUCCGAACCUACCCAAAUCCCAGACAUUGUUGCCUCGCUACAGGAGGAAGGGAAAGCUGUCACGCCGGAAGAGAUAUACGAGCAGAUCGAGACCUUGCGGCCGAAGAAUGAUGGCGGUCUCAACGAGCCGCAUUACGUCAAGCAGACUACCUUUACCAAGCUUAGGAAAACGCUUAUAAAUGGUUUUACGCAACAGCAGUUAAUAGCAUUCUAUUCGGUUGCCAAGAACAUACGGCAAGAGAAAGUGAACCAGGGAGUGAUAAACAGCAUAAAACGAAAGCAGGAACCAGGAGACCAAGAGCAUUCAGUGGAGCGCUCUGAGUGGCAGCCAGGUACUACAAGUAUUACUCAACGCUUACCUGGAGUCGAUCGUCAUGUCAAAAUCAUGCGCUAUCGUAAGAAUGUUAGCAAACAGCUGCUCGUUGACCGCAUACUGAGGGACGUUUGGAACCUCGUGCUCUUGGAAGAGAUAGAGUCGCCUGGAGAGCUUGAACUUUCCUUACAACCAUGGCAGUUGACGCUCCUCAGGGCUGGUGAAAAGGAGACGCUGCUAGAAAAGAUCCGACGGACCCGGCGAGCAAGAAUCGAUAUAUACAAAGCGCACGACGUUCUUCGUAUUACAGCAGAUAAAACUACGGCCGAGUACGCUGCCAAUGAUAUUGAAGAAGCCUUUCAACACACGGAAAUGAAGCGGAUGAACCUGACCAGUUAUUUGCGUCAGAUUGCCAAUGCGGAUGUCACUUUAGAUCCCAAAUCAAAUCUGGUCUCGUUGUUUUUUACGCAGAAAGAUUUUGACGUCGUCUCGAUGCUGACUCGUACGAGUAUUGAGGCUGUCGGCAAGACCAUGUUGACGAUCAGAGGUUUCGACAAGAACUCCAUAGAAGAAGCGAAACGAACACUGAUCCGGUUCCUGCCUUUCAAGGAGCCCGUUACACGUACCUUUGACACCCAGAAACUGGGAACUGCCGACAGUGCAGUGUUCCUAUCGCCGGUGCUUCCGGAAGACACCUCUUUGGAAUACAAGUACCGUAGCCGGGACCUAGGACGCCUUUCGAUGCCCAUCGUACGCCUCACGGUGCCCGAAUCCGUCGAUUUCCAGGCCAAGAAACCGGCGAAGACACCAAAGACGGCACUUCAUGGUCUUGUGAACCGGACUAUGGCGACUGUACUACGAACCGCCUCCGAUGUGGCACUGCCUACACAUGAAUUAAGUCACUGGGUUCCAGAACCGAGAUACAAGCUCUCCGCCGAAUUCGGUCAGGUGUUGUUUCCCUUGGAAAAUGCAGACCCUAACCAAGUAGUGAAGGCUGCUCUCGCCCAACCGUCUCAGUCACCUUUCCUGCCAACAAUUUCAGGCUUGAAUAGUCUCUUCACGUCACCCAAUCUUUCAGCUACCACGCGCUUGCAAACACCAUCUUUGCACUACGAGUUUAGACCUGAUCUCUCCCACGCGCCUGGCCAGUUAUUCCCUAGUCUCAGCAUACAGAUGCGUACGGGUCGCAGUGGCGCCAGAGCCACUCUCCACAAACUGACACUCAGUUUCCAGCAACGCAUCCACGAUGUGCUGCUCCCAGAUAAGGCAUCAGAUGUACGAUUCUAUCGCCGUGCAAGUCUGCACUUCAACGUCAAGGACCACAACGAUGAGGACGUACAGACCUGGGCCGAUGCUGUGAUAGAGAAUAUCGAGAGCGGUGGCCGCCUCACUGCGCCACCCCUUCGCAUCAAGAUCCCCAAAUGGACUAUACCCGGGUUUUCUAGCGAGGAAAAGGGAAUGUGCAAUGUCACAUACUACUUCUCCGGUAUCCAGUUUCGGCAAUCUGUGGCUGGAAACUUGUUCGGUGAAGAUAUCUCCUAUAGCACAGUGCAGUCUGGCAAGCUCGGCGCAAAGGGCGGCGCGCUCACUGCACAUUACACCGGCCAUGGCGAUACAGAACUGCGCGAUGAGAGCACCGUCAAGGCUUUCGUUGAGAGGUGUUUCAGUAUGGUAGACUUGAUCACCGAUGCAAGUACGCAAACACUGCCUGUGUCUAGGCAGCUCCGCCCGCGGUAUGAGAAUAGCGAACGCAAGACGAAGAGGAUGGAUAUGUCGGCCAGUGAGAUUCAAGCUGCGGACGAGGAGAACGUUGAACCGGCAAACGAUCUUCUUGAGCGUGUUGGACAGUACCCUGAUCAGAAGGAUGAUGUCAAGGCGGAAGAGAAUACCAAGGUUGAUGAGAAGGUGGUUGAGGAAGAGCAGCCUGUAGAUGAGGAGAAGGAGUCACAAUCUGAUGACCCACCUGCGGAAACACAAGACAAUGAUACCCGCGCUUCGUAA